GCUAUUUUGGCGUCAGUCUUUUUUUGCUGGGGGACCGAUUCGUCCAGAUGUAUGUGUGUGAAGUCUUACUGUAAUCAUGACCAAGACGGGGAGAUUAUAAAAAUGCAAUAUUGCCUGCAACAGACACAUGGUAGACAGGUACAUGAAGCACAUGGAGCCAGUGAUGAGCGUCGUUCCUCUGUUCCUCGAUUUCCACGGCCGCAGCUUUCGACGAAAUGGACGCUGGAUGAUUCCCCAGCCAAAAAACGGUCGCAGGGCCAGUAA
Messenger RNA from Bipolaris victoriae FI3, 264 nucleotides. RefSeq lists its product as hypothetical. The record is from RefSeq and is a predicted model, not a curated record. The annotation marks the transcript as partial. The transcript has a single exon. Lineage: Eukaryota; Fungi; Ascomycota; Dothideomycetes; Pleosporales; Pleosporaceae.